UAAAAGCAACAAUCAUAACUUUUAGUUGAGAUUGUAUAAUGCAUCAUUUUUUGUGAUUGUUGGUGGGACCUACAUUUUGGCACUUCCAAACAUUGUAUGGUGCACAAUACAUAUAUUCAACAAUCACAACUCUAACAAUCACAACUUCCAGACGACCUCUAAGUAUUUUGAUGGGAGGAAAUCAUUCAAGGAUACGUGAUAUUAGGUUCACUUUAGGAUUGGUAUCUUGUCAAUUAUUAUGCGACUGAUUUCUUGUCGUUACAAUCAUGUUUUCUUUUGGUUAUAUUGUUAGAUUAUGGUCCACUAGAUGCUUAGGUUUUGUUCUUCCACUCACAAGAGUUUUUAAAAUUUAAGUUAAUAUUCAAUCGAAAGAGGAAAGAACCGUCAAAUAGGGUUGCACAAGACAAGAGUCAAUAUAUCUAAUAUCAUGAUGAAAAAAGAAGGAUCAUCAUAAAAAGGUUAAAUAAUUAACUAAAAACAAUUAAUCUCUUAAUGCAUUGGAUAUGUGGAGAGUUUCCGUUCCUUAAAGGUAAUAACUUUUACGGAAAGAAUGAGACUGACGUAUUGAUGUCUUGUAACUGGUAACUCUAUAUGUAAAAAGGGAAGCUACACAGAUGUCUCGGCGUCAAGUUGGAUGAUGAUUAUUGACUAGUCUUUGGCUAGCCUCCCACCUAAUUCGAGUCAUCUUUUUAGUUUUUACAAUCCGUAGUUUUUGCUUUGUUGUUAAUCAGUGUACAACUUCUCGUGUACAUUUUAAAUGCUCUCAAUAAGUGAUCGUGCGUGUUCGUUAUUACAAACCCCAUGCAGCAAGACCCAAAUGUAAAGGAGUGAGAAUCCGAAUUGAUUGUGAUCCACCCUUAUUGAGUCACCGAUCUCUACUUUACGACCACAUCUUAGUGCAACCUCAAUUUAUCUCUAAUGAUAUGAGUGAAAACGCCAAUGUUUUUUUUUUUAUAAGGGUGAACUGAUUUUAUUAAUUGGACAGGAGAAAUUCAUAUAAAUUUUAUUCAGAAAAGUCAAUAUAAAAGCUGGUUUAAGCAAGUUUGGAGAAUUGCUGGACCAACAUUUGGAUUAGUUUUAGUUGUGCAAUCUCCACCGGUAUACUCAUUGGAAGAAAUUAAACCACAAAUUGCAGACGGCCAAAAGGUUAACUCGCAAGAACACAUCACUGUUGAGAGCCCACCAUCCUCUCUCACUUUCCUCUUCCCUUCAUUUCUUCAUCACAAACAAACGUCAGGCCGGUCUAGCUCACACUUCCCCAUUUUGCUCUUAUCUUUUAUUUCCCAAUUUCCAUUUCGAUUUCUUGCUGUUCUCCAACAGUUUCCCUCCACCUUCCUCUUCCUUAUCCUCCCAACUCCUCUCUUUCUUCUCUGCCCGCCAUCUAAUUCUGGACUGAAGUGGAAUCGAGCUCAAAAGCUCAAUCCUUUACUCUUCCCAGCAGCCCCACGGAGCUCCUCGAGCUCCUCCCCGUUAUGUGGGUUGGUCAUCUUCUGCGAUUUGAUUGUGUGGGCGAAGAAGGGUUUCGUUGAGCUUUGAGGAAAGGGUUGCAAGUUUAGAGCUUUGAAUCCAAUACUAUCUCUGCUGUAGCAAGUGGGUAUUUUUUAAAUUGCAAUGCCAGUUCUUCGAGCAAUCAAGCGAAGGAAUAUACCUGAGUCUUUAAAUGGGCGGCAGCUAGGAAUGGAAUCAUGGUUUUAGUCUGGAGCUGACUUGAAUCCAGUUCCCUGACAAUUCUUGAAGAUUGAGUUUUUGCGCGUAAAGUUUGCAGAAUUCUUUGGGUUGAUUUCCUAAGUCCUUUAUGGGCAGGUCUGGGUUAGUGAUAUCUUCAUUUGUUUCUUCCUUAGUUUUGGUCGCCAUAUGUUGAAACUACUAGCGAUGUCCUCAGUAUGUUUAGAUCAUUAUCAACAAAGAUUGACAUGGAGAGAUUAAUUUCAUUAAGAGUAAUUGUCACCAUAUUGAGCCAAUUGUUAGCUCUACAGUUUCAACAGGCAUCUGCCUAUGGGCAUAAUGAGAUUCAAUCAAGGGUUUGUGGUGCUGAUCGCAUUUCCUAUUCAAAUAGUGUGGGUGGUGAAGGUUUCCUCAUUAAUGGAAGUGUUGUAGACUUAGAUUCACUAUGCAAGGCCCUCCAUUUUCACAUUGCGAGCGGCUGCAUCUCUGCCGAAGACUACUUUAUGAGCCUCUGUCGAUCCGAAUCCGAAUCCGAAUCCGAAUCCGAAUCCUCAUCAGGUAACCCACACCACAAGCCAGCAAGAAAGCUUCUACAAAAGGAGUUUAAGGAAGAAUCAUCCAAAGAACAGAAGGCAAAAGAUCCAAGUAAUAAUCUUUCUGCGAAGCACAUUGGGAUAAUAGCGACUGGAAUCAUUGCGAUGUGUUGUGGUGUGCUCUGCCCCUGUAUAUACAAGAGAAGGAAGGCUACUUCACACACUGUUCUUUCUAAGGAUCAAGUUUCAAUCGAUUCAGUUUCCUCCUUCGAUGCGCCACCCUCUGUUCAUGAUAAAGUGCCUGCUAGUCCACUUCGUGUGCCCCCAAGUCCUUCUAGAUUCUCACCGUCCCCUAAACUUUCUAGACUUGGGUCGGUUCAUCUGAACCCGAGUCAAGUCACCAGAGCUACACGUAAUUUCUCUCAGUCACUGAAGCUAGGUGAAGGAGGCUUUGGAACCGUGUACAAAGCCCACCUGGAUGAUGGGCAGAUAGUUGCCAUAAAAAGAGCUAAAAAGGAACAUUUUGAGAACUUGCAAACAGAAUUCCUCAGCGAAGUUGAUCUUCUGGCAAAAAUUGAUCACCGGAAUCUGGUGAAGUUACUAGGUUUUGUCGAUAAAGGACAUGAGCGGCUUAUCAUCACAGAGUUCGUCCCGAAUGGUACCCUCAGAGAACACUUGGAUGGUCAGCGUGGAAAAAUUCUGGACUUCAAUCAACGGCUCGAGAUAGCCAUCGAUGUUGCUCAUGCUCUUACAUAUCUCCAUCUAUAUUCAGAGAAACAAAUCAUCCAUCGAGACGUGAAAUCGUCCAACAUUCUUCUAACGGAGAGCAUGAGAGCCAAAGUGGCUGACUUUGGAUUUGCGAGGUUGGGUGUGGACUCCGACCAAACUCAUAUCUCUACCAAAGUCAAAGGCACAGUGGGAUACCUCGACCCUGAAUACAUGAAGACAUACCAGCUCACCCCUAAGAGCGACGUGUAUUCAUUUGGGAUACUACUCUUAGAAAUUCUCACAGGCCGUCGUCCUGUGGAGCUAAAGAGACCUGCUCCCGAGCGAGUAACCCUUAGAUGGGCAUUCAAGAAGUACAAUGACAAUGCAGUGGUGGAGAUGGUGGAUCCUUUAAUGGAGGAUGUUGUGGAUGCGGGAAUACUGAGAAAGAUGGCGACUUUGGCCAUCAGAUGUGCAGCUCCUGUUCGUAACGAGCGGCCUGAUAUGAAAGCUGUAGGAGAAGAGUUGUGGGGGAUAAGAUCUGACUACCUCAAGAGUUCUAGAGGAGGGUAGAAAGAAAUAUCAAUCAUGUCGCGGUCAAACAUGAACCUGGAGUCGAAUCUUACAAGCAUCGUCUUUCCCUGCUGCAGAAUCCCACAUUGUAAACAGACCCUUCUUUUUUCGGACGAAGUAUAGUUUUGAUUUGUCUAAGGUUGAUUCCCAUUUUCGGGGCAUUGUAUCAUUGGCUUGAUUGAGGUCGAUACAGAAGCUUGGCUGUGUAUGGUUACGUUCUUCUUCUUAUCCUUCAAGCAAGUUCUGGCUUCUCCAUGUUUCUAGUUUGGCCAAGAACAUGCUGCAGUCAAUUCGAGCAACAUAUUCCUAAUGUUGUACCAACUUUGAUAUUGAUGAACUUGUUGCAAACGUCCAAUUGUGACUACUACUGUUAGUUAUUCCGAAUUUGAUUGUGUGCAAGUUUAUUAAAAAUCGAAAUACAGUGAUGAAUCUAAU
Linum trigynum is the source of this 3911-nucleotide messenger RNA. The record is from the annotation of a GenBank genome assembly. NCBI's taxonomy places the organism in Eukaryota, Viridiplantae, Streptophyta, Magnoliopsida, Malpighiales, Linaceae.